Punica granatum (pomegranate) is the source of this 3189-nucleotide messenger RNA. The record is from RefSeq and is a predicted model, not a curated record. NCBI's taxonomy places the organism in Eukaryota, Viridiplantae, Streptophyta, Magnoliopsida, Myrtales, Lythraceae.
AAAUGAAAGAAAGAAAGAGAGCUCUGCUCUCCCUCUAUUGUAUCGUAUGCUCAAUUUGCCUCUGUUUCCUCCGUCCUCUCUUGCCUUCUUCCUUCCAUCGUUCACCUUCCAUUCAUUCAUUCAUUCCUGAUCCGUCUCAGAGAAGAUUGCAGGGUUUUUGAACCUCCAAUCUCAGGGGUUAUGCCACCCGCCCUUCCUUCCUUCCCGAGCUCACUCCUCCUCACUGGCCCUCAGAUUCAUUCCCCGCUGUUCCUAAGGUUUUACAGAUCCAUCUGAGCUCCUCUCCCUCGCCCCCCACCCACCCCGUAGCUCCAUCCCGUCUUUUUCCCGGCCUCGGAAGAUGUUCUGGCUCACUCCUCUGUCCGCAUCCUCUGCUGUGGAGUCGGUACUUGACAAGGAAAAUUUUUCGUUGGAAGACCUUUUGGAUGAAGAGGAGAUCAUUCAAGAAUGCAAAGCGUUGAAUAGUCGUCUAAUCAACUACCUGCGAGAUAGAGCCCAGGUGGAGCAGUUGUUGCGCUAUGUUGUUGAAGAACCUCCAGAGGACACGGAUAGCAAACGUGCUUUUAAGUUCCCAUUCAUUGCCUGUGAGAUAUUUAUGUGUGAAAUUGAUGUGAUUCUGAAGACAUUGGCGGAGGAACAGGAGCUAAUGGACUUGCUUUUCUCCUUCUUGGACCCGAAUCGUCGUCAUAGUGCGUUGCUUGCUGGUUAUUUUAGUAAGGUUGUCAUUUGCCUUAUGCUGCGAAAGACUGUGCCUCUUAUGAGUUAUGUUCAGGCUCAUAAGGAUGUUUUACGCCAGCUGGUAGAUUUAAUAGGAAUUACAUCCAUUAUGGAGGUACUGGUGCGGCUGGUUGGUGCUGAUGAUCAUGUGUAUCCAAAUUUUAUGGAUGUGAUGCAAUGGCUUGCUGAUAGUGGUUUCCUUGAAAUGAUCAUCGACAAACUGAAUCCUUCUAGCUCUCCGGAAGUUCAUGCUAAUGCAGCUGAAACUUUAUGUGCUAUAACUCGAAAUGCCCCAUCUGUGCUAGCCACAAAGCUUGCAAGUCCAAGUUAUGUUGAAAGAGUAUUCGACCAUGCGCUAGAAGAUUCACAUUCAAAAUCUGGCCUUGUCCAAUCACUCUCUGUAUGCAUCUCCUUGCUGGAUCCCAAAAGAUCAGCAGUUUCAUCUCCCCUUUUUCACUCUUUUCGAAGUCAACACAUGUAUGAGUCUCCAAUCCCCGUUGAACCAGAGACUAUCAGCGCCAUGCUGCCUAAAUUGGGUCACUUGCUAAAGCUUCUGAGUGUGUCUUCUGAUCAGAAGAUGUUGCCUACAACAUAUGGAGAAUUGAGGCCUCCUCUUGGAAAGCAUCGACUAAAGAUUGUGGAGUUUAUCGCUGUUCUGAUGAGAUCAGGCAAUGAAGCUGCAGAGGAAGAACUCAUCAGCUCAAGGACCUUCCAGCGAAUAGUUGAUCUUUUCUUCGAGUACCCGUACAAUAAUGCAUUGCAUCAUCAAGUAGAGAGUAUCGUAUCGUCAUGUUUGGAAAGCAAGAAUGAGAGCAUUCUCAAUCAUUUAUUGCAAGAUUGUGAUUUGCUUGGGAAAAUUCUUCAGAUUGAAAGACAUCCUCUUAUCUCUGCUGACCUUAAUCAGCCAACUAUACCGGCUGCCAACAAAAAGGCACCAAGAGCAGGAAAUGUUGGGCACAUCACUCGUAUUGCUAAUAAGCUUGUUCAAUUGGGCACCAGCAAUAGUCGCAUCCAGAAAUACCUCCAGGAGAAUAGCGAUUGGGAUGAGUGGCAAGGUAGUGUUUUGCAUGGUCGCAACACUGUGGAAAAUGUAUAUCGCUGGGUUUGCGGCCGUCCAACUACAUUACAAGAUAGGACAAGGGAUAGUGAUGAAGAUGACAUUCACGACAGAGAUUAUGAUGUAGCAGCCCUUGCGAAUAACCUAAGUCAGGCUUUUAGAUACAAAUUAUAUGGGAAUGAUGAAGCAGAAGAGGACCCUGGAGCUCUUGACCGUGAUGAUGAGGACGUUUACUUCGAUGAUGAAUCUGCUGAAGUUGUGAUAUCGUCCUUGAGAUUUGGUGAUGACCAUGGAAGCAGCUUGUUUACGAACUCGAACUGGUUCGCUUUCCAAGAUGAGAGGAUGGGAGAUGCAGCUGUGGAAGCUUCAUCCUCAGAGAUGAUGGAAGAUGUCAACUUGAGUGGAAACACCAAUGGUGGAAACAGCAGUAGUGAUGAUGAGGUGGUGGUCGGAGAGGAAGAAGAGUUGUCUAAAGAUUCUCCUAAUGGCACCUCAAUCUCAAACCCAAACUCGACCGGUGACUGCUUGGAAGGAAUCAGCAACUCUGAACAUGUUGGAGAUUCAAACAUGGAAAUUGAGAAGGCGAGCCCACAAGAGGGCCCGAAUUUGUUUACCUUCCCAGCCUCGGAGAACCCAUUCACUGCUGAUCAGCCUGUACCCGAUUGGACGGGAUGGGGAAAAUCAUCUGAUUCAAAGUUGAGUGAAUCAAGCGAGGACACAUCCAUUCAACAGAAUGGUUCCAACUCUCCAAGAAGCGGAGGAUCCACACUGUCGAAUGGGUUCACAGGGCUAGGCUCUAGCGGAGGUUCUUCAGCAGGCAGUGAUGGAAGUCAGAAAUCUCCGACCGUGCCUUCCCUGUUUGACGAUGAUGUCGAGUUUGUGGGUGUGGAGUUGGAAGGAACUGAGAAGGCAAUGGAGCACGCCCUCAAGGAAGGAAUAGUUGGGGAGGCUGGGCCACUGAAGCGGCUGCCAGUCCCUGAGUCACCAGAGAAGGAGAAGUCCGGUGAGAGCGAGGAAGGAGUUAAGGAGUUUAACGAUGCAAACUAUUGGAAGGUCGAUCAAGAGGUUGCUGCCUUGGAGUGAGUGAGGGCCAUUCAAGCUCUACGUCUCGGUCGAGCAGGGGAUGCUGGAGUUAGUCGACGUCUUAUGUCCACAGAGACCUGACCAGACCCACAGUUUUGGUUGAUAAGAAGGGAUUUUUUUAAUUGCAGUAUUAGACAAUGUGUACAGUGGGAGGAUGUGUUUUUAUGAAUUUCAGGAAUUUGUACGAUUAGUCCUUUUUUUUUUUUCCUCUUCGGUUGACCUUUGGUUUUGACUUUUGGAAACUCUAAAAUAUCGUUGUUUGUAGUUGUCGUUGAAGGUUUCGUGCUGUCCUGUUGAUCAAUCAAAUGAGGGAGUCCCCCUCUCUGCACCCA